AUGUAUCGCAAACGAAUAUCAUGUUUGACACUGACCGCCUGGGCGGCAACUGCUAACGCAGGCCGGCGCCUUAUAGCAACCAGCACACAACCUCCAAUAGAAGGCCAUGCAACCAACUCACCUUCACCAGCACCAUACUCAACACCUGCGCCCAUGAUCGACCCUGGGCAUCUGAACAAGAGACAAAGCAUAGGCGUCGAGACGUGUGGAUACCGUACCGAUGCACAAUUCCGCCCCUUUGCAUGCGGCGCCGGCCUGACGUGCACAAACUCCAACAACGUCCGGGCCUGCUGCACCGACUGCGACCACUCGACCUUUGCGACGGGAUGCCUCGACGGCACCCACACCCUCUGCGCCGGCCCCCCCUCGGCCGCGCACCCGAUGCAGCUCUGCUGCACCGACUACGCCGACGUUCCAUUCUGCGCAACCUACCUCUGGUCCACCUCGACCGACACCCUGUCCAUCUACACCAUGUACGUGUGCGAGUCGACCCGCCAGCGCGGCGUGCAGAUCCUCGCCGCCGAGACCCGCGCGCCGAACCAGGGCCCCGCAGCCACCAUCACCGUGCCCAGCUCGACCCCCUCGUCCUGGCCUACACCCGACUGGCCGCAGCCGGGGACGGCUGAGCGCGGUACCCAGGCUGGCGAGGGAGCCCCCGUCGGCGGCGUCGUGGGAGGGGUGCUGGGAGGGCUCGCCAUCCUGGGUGUACUUGUACUGUGGGGCAUCAUCCUGUGGCGGCGUCUGCAUGUUGACAGGGCGGCGCAACCCGGACCCGAUCAGAUGUACAGCCCGCCGCCGGUGCCUUGCAAGCCACAGGGGUCGUCGGCGCCUCUGUGCGAGCUGCCUGGUCAUGAAGUCUGUGAUGUGGAACUUCCGGGCAGUUUGGCGGUCGAGCAAAAGAGGAGACGGUUUUGA
Molecule: messenger RNA, 915 nt
Organism: Pyricularia grisea
Lineage: Eukaryota; Fungi; Ascomycota; Sordariomycetes; Magnaporthales; Pyriculariaceae
Exons: 3
Coding region: 1-915 (304 amino acids)
Source: RefSeq, a predicted model, not a curated record